AAUCAGAAACGGCAAACAAGGCUGUCGGGAGACGCAUUCAGGAGAGUAACACGCCGGACACGCAGGCAGACACGCGCGCAAACGCCCGGCACACGGCUCCCCACUCGCGCACACGCACACACGCACAGGCACAGGCACACGCGGUCCGGGCGCUACGGGCGCGGAGGAUGUGCAGGCAUAGAGGAAGCCGCGGCGCCGCCGAGGAGGAGGAGGAGGAAAAGGAGGAGGAGGUGGAGGAGGAGGAGGGGAAGGAAGAGGAGGAGGAGGUCGCCGCUCGCCGCUCGUCGCCGCCGGGGCUCGGCCGCCGCCGCUCCCGCGGAGGCUGCUGUCGCCGCCGCUGUCGCUGCCGCCGGUGCCGGUGUGGGUUCUCGGGGAGGCGGGAGGUCGAGAGAGGAGCCGCUCGCCGGCGAUCAGAAGGAGACGAAUUCACGGCGAAGCGUAAAAAUAGAGAACGGGAAUAAUAAUGACACUUGCAGGAAAAAGAGAGAUCCAAAGUAGGAAUGAAGCGAAAGACACAAGGAGGAAGGGUGGAAAAAAGAAGAAAAGGAAGGAGAAGAGGGAGAUGAAGGGGGGGCACACAACUAAU
Vidua chalybeata is the source of this 586-nucleotide messenger RNA. Its product is annotated as zinc finger translocation-associated protein-like. The transcript is spliced from 3 exons. Lineage: Eukaryota; Metazoa; Chordata; Aves; Passeriformes; Viduidae. The record is from RefSeq and is a predicted model, not a curated record. Bases 168 to 461 code for a protein of 97 amino acids.